AUGUCAAAAGUUGGGGAGAAAAAAGUUUUUGCACAUUCUUUUGAUGCAGGUGGCCGCCAAAGUGGAGGUUGCCGACGUGGUUUGAGUGUCGCCCUUCCUGAGCCGCCACUAAGGCUUAAAGAAAACCCUGAUGUUAUUUGGACUCCUGCUUAUUACGGAGACGAGGAAGACUUCAAAGAAGGUGAGAAUGACGGAGAAAAUUGGGUCAUACUCUUUACAAAAGAGAACAGUCAACUCAUAUUGAAGAAAGGUGAAAAGCGCUACCCCAUAAGCGGUCAAUAUGAGGUUAAGAUUGGGGAUGAAAUUAUCAAGGCAAAUCUGCUUUAUAUGCUAAUAAGGAGAGUGAGGAAAAUAACAGGCAGUGGCGGAGAUGAGACCGCUCAGCGCAAAGGCGCUUCGCUUGUCUUCUACAAGGACUUAAAAUAUUUUGCGGGUAGCAGCAAACUCGAAACAUUCACGAGGAAGAAUAACGAUGAAUUAAUUGCAAAGGGGGAAUUUGGUGAAGUAUGGCUAGCAAACCAUUAUAAAGAGGUGAGUUGUCAUUCAGCUCUAAGUUAUGACAUCCUUAUUAACAUUUGUGGCUCUAGCACUAAUCUGACUAAAAGUGUAUUGAUGUCAACUCAUUUUAUGCUGAAAUGGGCUCAGAAUUGUGCUUGCGACUGGUGA
Messenger RNA from Hydatigera taeniaeformis, 666 nucleotides. Lineage: Eukaryota; Metazoa; Platyhelminthes; Cestoda; Cyclophyllidea; Taeniidae. The record is from the annotation of a GenBank genome assembly.